AGUUAUUAUUUUACAGGUAGGGAAAGCAGUGGCACACAAGAGGCUGAAAUAAGAGGCAUGAAUGGUUGAAGGACAACAAAAUAGAUCUGAAAUAGAGGACAUUGGUGUAGUUAACAGACUGUGUGGGAUGAGAAAGACACAAGGGAAGCAGGAGAUGAGAGAAACUGGUAAAUACUGUGAGAGGUGGGAAGUAAAUACAUCUCCUUUCUCAUUAGCAGGGAGUAAUGAAAAGUUUGUAGUCACAAACACUUGCGGAAUAGAAGGAGCAGGAAUGCUGUGAGGAAUAGAGAGAAAGAGCUGUGAGCAGCUGAGAGAGAUAGUAAAGUCAUGGAGGAGAAGCUGAAUGCAGAAAGAUGAAGAAAUGCCCAGUGAAGGCAAGGUCAAACAGGAGGCUCUGCUGGUGCAGCUCUAAGAUGAGGCCCUCAGCUGGACAAGGCAUAAAGCUGGCAUACCUCCUCCUGAGUUUGGCUCCUCUCUGCCUCCCCACCCCACUCUGGAAGGACCGGGACUCCCUAAUGCAGGAGGAGAGAGCCCGACAGACAGGGGGCAAUUUGGUGCUGAGUAGGCAGGAAGAGCAGCUCAGUACGAAGCUCGUAAACCUCAAGAAGAAGGAAGUUGCAACAGCCAUAACCACGGGACAGUUUCCCCCAAGCAUGCACUUCUUCCGGGCCAAAAGCCUCAUUGAUCAGAGCACGGUGUUCAGCAUCUUAAAGCGCAUGCCUAAAGGUGCUGUCUUACACCUGCACGACUACGCCAUGCUGAGUGUGGACUGGCUGGUGUACAAUGCCUCCUACCUCCCCGACUGUUACAUCUGCUUCACCCGCACGGGCACCGUCCGAUUUCGCUUUUCCAAGCCGCAUCCUCCGCACCCACUGCCAGCCCAGUGCUCCCAGUGGGUUUUGCUAGAGACUUACCGGAAAGAGCUGCACAACGUGACGGAGUUUGACAGCAGCUUGCUGAGAAACCUGACCCUGGUGACAGAUGCCCCUGAGCUGGCCUACCCUUCUCAGGCUUUCAUUUGGCAAAGAUUUGAAGAAAUCUUUCUCAUUGCCUCUGGACUUAUCUGCUAUGCACCUGUGUUCAAGGCCUAUUUCUACCAGGGGCUGCUGGAGCUCUAUGAAGAUAACGUGCAGUAUGUCGAGAUAAGAGCUAUCCUGCCUGCAGUGUAUGAACUGGAUGGCACCCAGCACAAUAAAUCCUGGUCUGUGGCAACCUAUCGGGAAGUGACCAGGCAGUUUGUGAAGGAGCACCCUGACUUUGUUGGAGCCAAGGUUAUAUUUACAGCGCACAGGAUGCUGAAUGUUUCCCAGAUUAAAGAAGCCAUCGUCACUGCCAUGGCGCUCAGAGCCCAAUUCCCAGACACCCUGGCAGGCUUCGACCUGGUUGGUGAUGAGGAUGAAGGUCAUUCUUUAUGGGACCUGAAGGAUGCCCUGACCAUCCCGUAUUCCAUGGGGGUCAGCUUGCCAUACUUUUUCCAUGCUGGCGAGACAGACUGGCAGGGCACCUCUGUAGACAGUAAUGUGCUGGAUGCACUGCUCCUGAACACCAGCAGGAUUGGCCACGGACUCGCUCUCAUUAAACACCCAGUAGCCAAAAGUUUGUCUCUGAAGAGGGAUAUUCCCGUAGAAGUCUGUCCCAUCUCCAACCAGGUCCUGCUGCUGGUAGCUGACCUGCGGAGUCACCCCGCAGCUGACCUCAUGGCUGAAGGGCACCCCAUUGUGAUCAGCCCCGAUGAUCCCCCUAUCUUUGGAGCAAAGGGAGUCUCCUAUGACUUCUACGAGGUGUUCAUGGCCAUCGGAGGGAUGAAUGCCGACCUGAGGACAUUAAAACAACUUGCACUCAACUCCAUAAAAUACAGUGCCAUGGCAUCUGCUGAAAAAGCCAAGGCCAAAGAGGUCUGGCAGAAAAAAUGGGACCAAUUUGUGGCUGACCUCUCUGAUAGCUUUUUAAGGGAGCUUUAGAAAGGACAAGACUCAUCUCAGAAGGCAUCUCGCAAGCCAGAGUGAUUGCUUAGAGGGAGACUGCUUCUUCCAUGUGACCUGAGCAGAUGAAUGAACCUCUAAGUCUUACCUGGCAAUGGGCGACCCUGGUAAGCCAGGCUUAAUGGGCUUAAAACUGAGAACGAGCUGAGCUGUUCUGUGAAAGUCACGGACUGGAGGUAAAAGGGAGCAGUGAGCCCUUACAGCAACCACAGAAGACCACCCCACUCAAAAUAGUCAAAACAGUUAAAAAUUGCCAAUUACCAAAUCUUGACAUCCUUAUUCAGGAAAAAUAUGCUUUCCAGUUAGGGUCAGCAGGAGACUGCCAACAUGAGGAUCUCUGAAUUUCACCUUAUCAUUACAAAAUGCAGACCUUGUCCGGAAACAGCUAAGACAAACAUCCAACCAUUUGGGCCACUGACCUUCAGGAGAGCAAGGACUGAAAAUGACUCUUGUUAUGUUUAACCCUGGGCCUGCUGCCAAAAUAGCACUGCUAGGUCGAAGAACCAGUCAUAGGUCUGAUGUCUGCUAUUUCAGGCUCUACCAUGGCUUGGAAACAAGCUGAUGGAACUUGCUCCCAGAACAUUUAAGCCUGGUUGCACAGUGAUCAUAAAGCCAAAAAGAGGUGUCUGAGUUGCCAAUAGCUUUUUUUACUGCAAAAUCUUUUCCUGUCUCCUGGUCAAAAGGAAGGCAAAACACGUUUCAUCUGAGGAAAAAACAUCCUGGCUUCCCAGAUCCAGCUUAAUUAAAACUGUCCCUCCACACAAGGCCACAUUAACACAGGGCUCUGCAUUUAUAGGAAACAGCUUGUGAUUUUAGGGGGUUCCACUACCAGCCUUUGUUGCCUAAAUCAGAGUGCAAAUGUGUCCUUAACCAGCCUGUCAGGCAGAUUUUCACCUUGGUGGAGAACUGCUCUCACACCGUGGAUAUCCACAGUGCUCAUUUGGACUUCUGUGAUUUCCAUCUCUCUGGUCAAAAAAACCUAUACAAUAAAUAGUCUUUGGACAAGGGAAUUCCCCUUCUUAGUAUUACCAAAAGUAUCAGGAGGAGAACCAGUUGCAGAGAGAUUUAAAAAAACAACAACAACUUAAUCAGGAUGCUAAAUAAAUGUAGCAAAAUUGUUCAACACCAAUACCCCAAACACGCAGCCAGGAUCAAUCAGCAUCUCUCUCUGACUUCAGUACAAUUAUGCUGGUUUGCAUCAGCCAAGGGAGAAUUGACAAAAAUUCCUGUUGAGAGACAUGUCCCUCCUCUGAGCCGCAGUCUUGCAAGGACUGUUGUUUCCUGAUCUGACCAGCUUGGGCAAAUUGGCUCUCUUUAGGCUUUCUGCUAAUUGUCUCAAGCUGCCUGGCUAUAGUGCUUAUUUCCACUGACCUUGGCUGAAACACCUUAGCAGGAGGCAAAUACACUUACUACAGAAGUGGAUCAAGCUGCACAGCCCCUGCAUGCCGUGUUAAAUUGCUCACAUUUCACAGGCUGCAACUUCAUCUCUAGUUAGAGUUAAAAAACCGAACAACAAACACACUGCAAGCCCCAUCACAGAAAAAAAAAUAAAACCACAACAAACUACAGGUGUGUUGCAUUGCAGAACCCAGCAACACAAACCAAAGAAAGCAAAAGUGACAACCCUGUCACACCCCUUGAUAACUGGGAAGUGUGUGUGUGGGGGGGAAAUUAAGUGCCUCGCAUCGCCAGCCCUUUUCAGCCACAGCUGCCUCUACUCCAGCUUUCUCUGCCCACAUUCCCCCACAACUUUCCUCAGAGCACCAGCAGAUGCUUUCUGGCAGGCUGACCUUCCCUGGGCCUUGAUGCAGAUUUGGUCCUGGGAGGAGCUUUAUACUGGAGGAGGAGCCAGAGCAGAGCCCCUUUCCCUCCUCCUCCAUGGGUGUUGCAUACAGAGCUCAGUCUAAAGUCCCCAAGGUAGGCUUUGGUCAUGGCCAGGUUAUAAAUGCUGACUUGGGAAAUGCCUUAUUUGUAAUGCUGCUGAGGCGAACUGCUGCAAGCAAGUGCAGUGGCUGCUAACCAAUGACCCAAAGCCUCUGAGCAACCUGAUCUUUCAGCAUUGCUAUAUGUGGAGGGACAAAGAUCCUUAUUUGCCACGAGUUGAUUCUCCCUUAAAUAAGCCUCUUUGCUGCCAAGGUGAAGCUAAUCAUUACAGAGCCAUUGUGUGAGGAGGUGAGUUCCUCAACAGGUUGACAGACAUCCCUUCCUUUUCUAUUACAGUAGAAAGCUUUCAGCUCUUCCUGCAUGUGAUCUCUUGAGGGCUCGAAUUGCUCUUUGGUUACCUCUAGUCCUCCUCCCUCCUCAUUACCUGCAAUAGUUGCAGGGAUAGAUCCUAAUUUGCCGAACGCCUGCUGGAAUCAGUUUACCUGUAGUGUCCAGUUUGUUCUUGCCUUCCUAAGAGAAGCCUGUUGUGCAUUUGGCCAUUUACCUACUUUGUAGCCAUGACAUGAUGGGGCCAAGUAUCUAGAGCCAGCAGUAAGUGAUGCUGUUCAGGAUUACAGCAGAAUCAGGUUUCCACAGAAAUCACAGGAUUGUACGGGUCUGAGAUGACUUUCAGAUGAAGCCCUCAGAAAGGUGAAACAACUCUACAGGACUAUGUCUGCAUUUGUGACUAGCCUGGUGACUCCGCUUCUGCUAAGGGAGAGAGAAGCUUUAUCUUAGCUUUGGGCAGAGAGAAGAAGCUUUUCUGUCCCGGUCAUAUAUGUAUGUUUAAAUGUGCACCUGAACCAUACAGAGGGGCCUGACUCCAGUGGUGUGGCCCUCCUUGGAUCCCUCCUUGAACAGGGCAUUGCCAUGUGUGGUGUCUGGGGCUUCCCAAGAGUCCUCUGGCAGUAGAUGGGCUUCAACCAUACACAAGGCCUAAGCAAGCGUGAGAGAAGGAGGGCCAGCCUGCUUUACUGCUGGGGGUCAACACUUCCUUGGAGUGGCCUUAGUUCUGAGAAAGGUGCAAACUGAGAAACCCAAAUUGCAUCCUCACCUCUCUAACUCCAGGCGUGCAAAAAAAGGAUGGAUUUAGGCUGGACCACAGCAGUUAUGAAAGAUCCAUCUAUUUGGCCUCAAAGCUUUGGGUAAAUUUGGCUGCAGGGCCCUCUUUCAAGGGUUUUGCUGCCAGUCUAUUCCCUUACCGUCAGUGCCUUGGCUCCCUGCUCACAUUUGUUGGCAAAUACAUCAUAUACAAUGCUUUUUUGCCUAUUUCUUUCAGAACCCAGUCUAUAAUUAAAUUUUUAAACCAAUUU
This is a messenger RNA of Empidonax traillii (willow flycatcher), 5218 nucleotides long. It is a transcript of the gene ADA2, whose product is annotated as adenosine deaminase 2. The transcript is spliced from 10 exons. NCBI's taxonomy places the organism in Eukaryota, Metazoa, Chordata, Aves, Passeriformes, Tyrannidae. Bases 354 to 1961 code for a protein of 535 amino acids. Gene Ontology annotation, biological process: inosine biosynthetic process; adenosine catabolic process. Gene Ontology annotation, molecular function: adenosine deaminase activity. The record is from RefSeq and is a predicted model, not a curated record.